Pogoniulus pusillus (Red-fronted tinkerbird) is the source of this 1251-nucleotide messenger RNA. RefSeq lists its product as uncharacterized. Gene Ontology annotation, biological process: DNA integration. Gene Ontology annotation, molecular function: nucleic acid binding. NCBI's taxonomy places the organism in Eukaryota, Metazoa, Chordata, Aves, Piciformes, Lybiidae. The record is from RefSeq and is a predicted model, not a curated record.
AUGUCGCUGUUAGGCGCUGUUAGCAUGCUGACUGUUCCCAAAGUUGAGGAAAUGGACUUACAGAAUCCAAUAUGGAUUGUAAAUCUCUCCCCACAAAGGUUCCUGAAGUACCAAGCUAUAAUGGUUGAGCAAGAUGAUGUUGAAAUCAUAACCACCAACAUUAUCAACCCAGCCUCAUUUCUUGGAGGAAACCUCGGAGAACCAAUUGACCACAACUGUCUAGUGACAAUCGAAGCCACAUACACCAGCCGUACAGACCUCAAGGAUGUCCCUAUCGAUGGAGCCGAACACUGGUUCACAGAUGGAAGCAGCUAUGUACUGAACGGAAAAAGACGUUCUAGGUAUGCUGUCACAACCUCUGAAAAGACUAACCCCAAAAUUACUAAAGGACCAUGGUUAGGAAAAAUUGGGAGAGGAAAUGGUCCGGGGCAGCAUUGGCAAAUUGACUUCUCGGAACUCCCUAGAAAAGGGGGGUAUCGAUAUUUAUUGGUGCUAACAGACACCUUUUCGGGCUGGCCAGAAGCUUACCUGUGCAGGACAGCUAAGGCCCGGGAGGUAACUAAGAUGUUGCUCCAAGAAAUAAUACCUAGAUUUGGGGUCCCGGCAGUAAUAUCCUCAGAUAGAGGACCACAUUUUAUAUCUAAAGUAGUACAACAGAUCAGCCACCAUCUAGGAAUAGACUGGCAAUUACACACCCCAUAUCAACCGCAGUCAAGUGGUCAGGUGGAAAAGAUGAACCACCUGAUCAAACAGCAAAUUGUUAAAUCAGGCCAGGAAACUAAUGUGACUUGGCCUCAGGCCUUACCAUUAGCCCUUCUACGAAUCCUAACCCGGCCAAGUAAAGAAGGGCUCAGUCCAUUCAAAAUCUUAUAUGGACAACCCUAUGGAACACAGAAGGGGACAUCUGCACAAACUGGUGAAGAAUUAAUGACUUCCUAUAUGGUGGCACUGAACAAGCAGUUGAGAAAAAUCGAGAAACAUUUAACUGGGACAUGCCGUAGGGGUCUAAAUGGGCCUGUUCAUGACAUACAACCAGGAGACUAUGUGUAUGUUAAGUCUCUUACAGAAAAGACCCUGGAGCUGCAGUGGACUGGACCCUUCCAAGUGCUUCUCACCACUUACACUGCGGUCAAGGUCAAAGGACGGAAUUCCUGGAUCCAUCACACCCGAAUUAAGAAAGCCCCUGCAGCCCUGUGGAAAACAACCCCAGGUGAUGAGGGACUGAAGCUCAAAUUCACUCGAACCAAAUAA